Messenger RNA from Carassius carassius (crucian carp), 1780 nucleotides. Its product is annotated as uridine phosphorylase 1-like. Gene Ontology annotation, molecular function: uridine phosphorylase activity. The transcript has 8 exons. Gene Ontology annotation, biological process: nucleotide catabolic process; uridine catabolic process. The record is from RefSeq and is a predicted model, not a curated record. The coding region runs from base 134 to 1057 and encodes 307 amino acids. Lineage: Eukaryota; Metazoa; Chordata; Actinopteri; Cypriniformes; Cyprinidae. Gene Ontology annotation, cellular component: cytoplasm; cytosol.
AGCGGCACAGCCGGAUGUUUGACAGCAGCAGGAGCCACUGACCGAGACCCACGGUAUUUUAUCAAGUGACCUUGCCGGUGGACACUGCAUCAGGAGCUGUUAGAAACGUCCAUCUCACGGUAACGAACAUCGAAUGGGUGACGAGAAGAACGGGGCGUGCGAUAGGUCCAUAUAUGUGAACAAUCCCCAUUUAGACUCCAUGAAAGAUGACAUCCUGUACCAUUUUAACCUGGGAAAAUCCACUCACGACUUACCAGCGAUGUUUGGAGAUGUCAAAUUUGUGUGUGUAGGAGGAAGUCCAUGGAGGAUGAAGUCUUUCACUGAAUACAUUGCCAAAGAACUGGGGCUAUCAGAGCCUAAUGCUGAAUUUCCAAAUAUAUGUGAAGGAACGGAUCGCUAUGCCAUGUACAAAGUUGGACCUGUGCUGUCUGUCAGUCAUGGCAUGGGCAUCCCAUCUAUCUCUAUAAUGUUGCAUGAGCUUAUCAAGCUCCUGUAUCACGCUCACUGCACUGAUGUCACUGUAGUGCGCAUUGGAACAUCAGGUGGAAUAGGUUUAAAGCCAGGUACUGUGGUGGUUACCAAACAGUCAGUGGAUUCUGUGUUCCAGCCUCGCUUUGAGCAGAUCAUCCUUGGAAAACCAGUGGUCAGGAGCACAGAACUUGAUGCCGAACUUGCAGAGGAACUUUUUCAGUGUGGCAAAGACCUUGCAGAGUUUGAGACUGUUAUUGGUAACACAAUGUGCACCCUUGACUUCUAUGAAGGUCAAGCUCGGCUGGAUGGGGCUUUCUGCUCGUAUACUGAAGAAGAUAAACAGAGCUAUCUUUCCGAAGCCUAUGCCGCUGGGGUUCGUAACAUUGAAAUGGAGUCAUCUGUGUUUGCAGCCAUGUGCAAACUGAGCAAUCUUCAAGCUGCGGUUGUGUGUGUAACACUGGUGGACAGACUGAAAGGAGACCAGCUGACCAGCUCUCAUGACAUCCUGAAUAGCUACCAGCAGCGACCUCAGGUCCUGGUUGGACAUUACAUCAAAAAGAAGCUGAAUGCCUAUAAGAAAUUUUAGUUUGAAAGCUUUGAAAGAGUACGAGGUAAAGGUAGGGAAAAGUAUAGUGCAGUUAUUUGAAUAUAUGGCAAAAAGCAGCUCUUAUAAGUUUAUCAAAAGGUAACAGAAAUACCUUAGAAUUUUUCUACAGUUUAAUACUGCAAUUACUAAUGUGCUCAUGCAACCUCAUGCCUUGAAUGUAAUACCUUAAUUUCCUUGUUUUAAAUUGGUAAAAGGCACAUUAAUUUCUAGACAAUUUGAUUUGUCUUAAAUAACAUAUAUCUAUUUUUGUUUUAAAAGGCACUUAUUAAAACUACUCCCGAUGAAGUAGUUGUGUAAAAGGGAAAGAUUUUAUACAAAAAAAGAGAGAAAGAGUUAAGCGGUUUUAGCACUAGUUACUUUUAAAAGGGUCCAAGGAGCAUUUUCAAAAAACAAUAAACCUCUGUUUGUUGGUCUAUGAUUAUGUUACAAACAAAUUGUUUGUAAAAUUUUACUGUAAUGUUCACAAAUGUCUUAAAAUUAAAUGUUCACAAAUUAAUUAAAAAUUGCAUAAUAUUUCUCCUUAAGUUUGCUAUGUUUAACAUGGAAUGUAUUAUUUUAUUUCCGUAACUGAAUGUUUUGUUAUACAACAUUCUGAAAAAUAAAACAGAGAUUAAAUUAUUUGUUAAAUGAAAGCUGUAUGUGGUCCAAUUUCAGUUUUAUAUGAAAUAAAUGCAAAUAAAUAAAUACUGUGUAGAAAGUGUU